AUGGACGGAAUGCCUACAGAACCGGAAUACAGGGAGGAGAAUGUCAUCACACAGUCGAAGGAGUCAAGCGAUGUGGAGGCUAUCACACUGCCUCUGCAUUCGCGUUGUGUGGGCAAGCCAGGGACGGAGUCGUACUUUUGUCAGUGCGAAAGGCCCUUCGUGGAGGACAUCAGUCUGGCCGCGUCCAACUGUCUCCUUCAGGUGGGCUCCUGCGACUCCAAACUCUGUGUUCAUGGCGUCUGCGUGACCACUGCCAAUCAGCGGGGCAUGGCGGUCUGCAUGUGCUACGCUGGAUACAUGGGACCACAGUGCAAUCAAAAGGUCGAGGCCUGCCCACCGCGACUGGGUAAGGACUGUCCAAUAACAUUUUUGUUGGGGGAGAACUACACAGAUGUUGGAGUGGAUGACCAGUCCUUCUCUUUCGUGAGCCUCUUUGAUGUCUCCAAUCCAGACGUGAUUAGAUUACAAACAUUUGCUGCUACCUGCGCCGUCCUCCUCAUCACUUUCAUUCAAAUCCUGCGGUGUGUCACCUUCAUGCUUGUGCUCUGA
Molecule: messenger RNA, 549 nt
Organism: Hydatigera taeniaeformis
Lineage: Eukaryota; Metazoa; Platyhelminthes; Cestoda; Cyclophyllidea; Taeniidae
Source: the annotation of a GenBank genome assembly